Molecule: messenger RNA, 1160 nt
Organism: Paramuricea clavata
Lineage: Eukaryota; Metazoa; Cnidaria; Anthozoa; Malacalcyonacea; Plexauridae
Source: the annotation of a GenBank genome assembly
AUCGGGCAUUGCAAAAUCAUGUUAUCGAGGUGGUUCACGAAUAUUCGCCAUUAGACUGUGGUUUCGCUUGUCUUCAAACGACAGACUGUCAGUCUUAUAACAUACGCCAGGAGACUACGGAUCUUUACGAAUGUGAAUUGAGUAGCAGCACAAAGACGCAACAUCCGAACGAUUUUAAAUCCAUAUCUGGUGUGACAUAUUAUGGAAGUGAUACCUUUCAUGGGGUAUGUAUAAAAGAAUGAAGUGAGUUCGUUAACUUAAGAGGCAAUUUUCCUCAAUGUCGAAAUGCGUUUGCAAUGAAAACUGCAAAGUGUUCAAAACCUCAAAUGGCUGAUCGCAUUAUUAAUCCGCACCCCCCGCCCCCCAUUGAGGACAUCCAUUUUUUGGUCCCCCUUCCCCUGGAAUUUCCACAUAUUUUAAGCAAAUUUUUAGCCUCCCCUGUGGAAUUUCCGCAGAUUUUUAUUGAAUUUUAGCCAUGCCCAUGGAAUUUCCGCAAUUUUUUUAUGAACUUUUAACCCAUCCCAUGGAAAUUCCUUGACAGUUUUUGAUCUAGCCAGUGGAAAUUCCGUAUUGAUUCUUUGAUUAGUAGCUAUCCCUUGGAAAAUUCCUUGCUGAUUUUGAUCCUAUCCUUUGGAAUUUCUUUUCCAUUGUUGACCCUCCCAUGGAAAUUCCAUACGUUUUACUCAUUUAAGAUGGCGGACAGUCGCGCUGAAAGUGCUCUCUCUGGCUCUUUCGCUUUGCUGCUCUUGUCUUUGCUUUUGCAGCAAGUUAUACAUAGCAGACCAUACAAGGAUGAUCGGAGUCAUGUUCUCAUGGGUUUGGGAUAUGAUUUCGAGUUUAUUGGUGGGCAAAGUGGUGUUUGUUAUCAUAACUUUGUGUGUAUUUGGAGUUGGCGGGUAAAGUCGAAGAUCACAGUUAACGAUUGCAACCAUCUUUGUGGCUGUUCAAUCUCGUAUUAUCCUAACUCAACAGCAAAAUUUCGUCCUGUGCUUUUGUUGAAAUACGAUAUCGAAAUCAAUCCUGGACCUGGCACACAAAAUUCAACGAAUAUCUUGCAACACAAGCUGAAAUUUCUCUCCCUCAAUUCUCGAAGCAUAGUAAACAAAGCAAAUCAUUUAACUGCCCUGGAAAGUGUCAAUGAACAUGAUUUGAUUGCUAUU